AUGGAGGGUUCAGGUUGUUACUCACUUUUCCCGGUCCCCUUCAGGCAGCCCUGGGCACUGGUGGGUAUCCUCGGAGGGGAUCAGUUUUCCACAGCAGAAGAUAAACGGGAGUACCACGGGAAUGGAACAACGGGAUUAGCUGUAGCCCAAAGAGAUUUUCUCACCUACGAUGGCACCCGCUUUACUGUUACUGCUUUCAGCGGAUGGAUAAAAGGAGUGCCUCAUAAUGGAUUUAAAGUGGAAGUGUCCAAAGGAAUAAUUCUUCAUUUGGUGGAUGAGGUUACAAGUUGGUUACCUGGUGACCGAAUUGUCAUUGCCAGUACAGAUUAUUCUAUGCAUCAGGCUGAAGAGUUUAAUCUCCUUCCGUGUCCCGAAUGUAAAAGUAAUCAAGUGAAGAUUGAUGGCAGCCCGCUUUAUCUUCAUGUUGGAGAAGUCAUAGAUGGUGUCGAUAUGAGGGCAGAGGUUGGUCUUCUGACCAGAAAUAUACUUAUUCAAGGAGAAAUGGAAGACUCCUGUUACGGACAAAAUGGGUGCCAGUUUUUCUCCUUUGAUACAUUCGGAGGACAUAUUAAAAUCCUAAAGAAUUUUAGCUCUGUUCACAUGUCGGGAGUGGAAUUAAAAAACAUGGGGCAGCAGAUCCUGGGCAGUUACCCUGUGCAUUUUCAUUUGGCUGAGGAUGUGGAUGAGAGAGGAGGAUACGAACGCCCAACGUACCUUGAUAACCUGGCUAUCCACCACUGCUUCUCUAGGUGUGUUGCCAUACAUGGAACUCAUGGCCUUCUGGUAAAAGACACCAUUGGCUAUGACACCCUGGGGCACUGCUUUUUCCUGGAAGACGGGACAGAGCAACGCAAUACGUUUCAUCACAACUUAGGUCUCCUCACGAGAUCGGGGACGAUCUUGCCUUCGGAUCGCAGCGAGGCGAUGUGCCUCGCCAUCCGCAGCCACGUCCACGGCAGUUACGUUCCCGUGCCCAGCACCGACUGCACGGCUGUCAGCACGUUCUGGAUUGCAAAUCCAAACAACAACUUAAUAGAGAAUGCAGCAGCUGGUUCUCAGGAUGUCGGGAUAUGGUACAUCUUCCACCGUGUUCCCACUGGACAGUCCGAGGGACAAUAUCCAGAGGGACAGGCUGAACAUACCCCCUUGGGAGUAUUUUACAACAACCGAGUCCACUCCAAUUUCAAGGCUGGUUUGUUUAUUGGAAAAGGAGUAAAGACAACGAGAGCCAGCGCAGAAGAUCCCAGAGAGUAUCUCACUGUCGAUAAUGCCAGGUUUCGCCCACAUCAAGAUGCUGAUCCUGAAAAGCCACGAGUUCCUGCUGUGAUUGAUGGUCUUAUUGCUUUUAAAAAUAACGACCAUGGGGCCUGGGCCAGGGGCGGCGACAUUAUUUUCCGCAACUCAGGGUUUUCAGACAAUGGAAUUGGACUCACUCUGGCAAGCGAUGGGACUUUCCCAACAGAUGAAGGCUCCAGCCUGGAGGUUACAUGCUCCAUUUUUGUUGGAGAAAGCAGCAACUUUGGCUCCCAGGGAGGCCAAAACAGCUACUGGGGAAAAGGGGCAAAUGGAGAAUACAGAACACUGCCCAGAAACAAGACAUUCCCUAUUCGUGGAUUUCAGAUUUAUGAUGGGCCUGUCAGGAUGACAAAAUGCACUUUCAAGAAGUUCACCCCGACUCUUGACAGAUACUCAAGUGCCAUCGGGUUCUUCAUGAAAAACUCCUGGCAGAUAAGCCCCCAGAAUAAUGUGUCGCAGGUCCUGAUGGAGGAAAGUGUUGGCCUGAAAGUGUUUUUUGGCAGACCAGGCCAGUGGUUUGGAAACAACGAUAACGACGGUGACAAAACAUCGAUCUUCCACGAUCUGGACGGCUCGGUGACAGGGUACCCAGACACAUUCAUAGGCAGAGUGGACAACUACUUGCUCCGUCACCCUGGGUGUGUCACCGUCCCAAGCUGGAACGGGGCAGUGUGUACCGGGAAAUUCGCCCAGCUUUAUAUUCAGGCCAGACACCCCGAGAAUCUGACCUUAUCCAUUGCCAGAGCAGCAUACCAUUCCCAUCCCCUGCGGCUGCAAGGUGUGAACAGAGGAGCACUGUACCAGCAGUACCAGCCCGUUGUCAUGCUUGAGCAGGCUUAUAUCAUCCAGUGGGACAGCAGAGCACCUGAGGAUAUUAUCCUGUACCCUAUCAACUUCAACAGAGGAGACUGGCUGCGUCUUGCCCUCUGCUAUCCCAGGAAAGCCGUUUUCCAGGUGGUGACGGAUAUCUACCAGCGACGGACUGGGACGGUGCACAGUGUCAAGCACUACCUCGCCGCUCCUUCCCGGGCCAGCCCCCUCAACGGGACUGGCGAGCGGCUCUUCUACUUCGACAGACCAUCGGGGUACCUCUUUGUUCACCUGCAAGCCCGUGAAGCUCGGGAAGGACACAGUUACUGCUCUCGGCAAGGCUGCGAACGCCUUAAAAUCACGGCUCCUAUGUACCCAGGGGACUCCUGGAGCUGUGACCCAAACCCUUUCCUGGAGAGGCCGGCAGCUGCCCAGAGACCCAUGUCCCAGCGCCCGCCUGGACCGGGCCGGCAGCUGCCCAGAGCCCCAUGUCCCAGCGCCCGCCUGGACCGUCUUGCUAUCACUAGCACACCCUCAGUCAGGUAUAUAAGGAUCCAGAUCCAGUCUCUCGGCAAGGCGGACGUAAAAAACCACUUGACGUCUGCGUUCAUUAAGAUAAAUGACACAGUUUUCCUCUUUGGUAGCCGUGGGAUUUUCUUUGUGGUACUAGAUGCAUGCUCAGGAGCAAUCGUGAGUAGGAGACACUUCGACGCAGUUACUGGUGAAAACGCUGCCAGUGCAAUAACAGAUUAUGUUGAAACGUUUAUAAAAGAGAGAUCACUUGUUCUCGUGUGCUCUAGAGAUAUUGCAGACGUGGAGGGGAGCUCUGAAAUGUCUGUUUUUACCAGGUUAGGUUCAGCAAAGCCUAUUGUCUUCCACAAGGAAGGGAGUUUUGCCAUGCUUGGCUAUAAAGGACAAGCCAAACCCUCCUGGAUUAAAGUCCUCAGUCAUGCUGGUUAUCAGAAAGCUGCUUCUCUACAGCAUUAUGUUCCCUUGAAGCUGAAAGAGUAUCAAUGUCCAGCUAAUGCCAACAAGUCGCUAAAAUCUGCUUUUUCUCAGGAUCACUCGGAGCGCAUCUCUGCAGAGGCUGCGGCACCCUGGGGUUAA
Messenger RNA from Apaloderma vittatum (bar-tailed trogon), 3213 nucleotides. RefSeq names its product transmembrane protein 2-like. The record is from RefSeq and is a predicted model, not a curated record. Bases 1 to 3213 code for a protein of 1070 amino acids. The transcript has 20 exons. Lineage: Eukaryota; Metazoa; Chordata; Aves; Trogoniformes; Trogonidae.